AUCAAAUUAUAUUUAUGUCUUUUGAUUAUAAAUAUAACAAAAGUACACACAACACGUACCGACUUAUAAAAAGUUAGGUCACUGUCACCAACAUGGCGGGUGCAGUGAAGCAGACAACUGGUCUUGUUGGCCUUGCUGUUCGUGCAAAGCCUCAUGACACACUUAAGGGCAUUUACAAGAAAGUACUAGGUGUUUUGGGUAAUAUGCCAGAAGAUGCUGCUUACAGGCAGUACACAGAAGAAAUGAUCAAGGAACGCUUAGAACAUGUCAAAACGGAGCCAGAUGUCAGUAAACUAGAAAGUAAGAUAGACUGUGGUCAAAUAGAAGAGGUUGUUUUGCAGGCCCAAGCUGAAUUAUCAUUAGCACGUAAAAUGUUGGAAUGGAAAGCCUGGGAACCUCUGAUCGAAGAUGCUCCUGAAGGACAAUGGAAGUGGCCAUGAUCACCCCUAUACUCAAAUGGAAUAGUCAAUUUUUUGCCCAUGUUCAGUUACUAUGGACACAUUAUUGCCAAUGUUAUUUUUUUGGUAGAAUUUAAAAAACAACAAACACUAGAUCGUUUUUCUUCUGUGUUCUAACAUGAAAUAAGAAGUAUUAUAUAAAUAUGAUUGGUAAGUUUAUGAUGUGCAGCUACUGUGUGUUAUGAAAGAAUAAACAUUUAAGAAAUUAUCAAAAACAAAGA
Anneissia japonica is the source of this 679-nucleotide messenger RNA. RefSeq names its product NADH dehydrogenase [ubiquinone] 1 alpha subcomplex subunit 5-like. NCBI's taxonomy places the organism in Eukaryota, Metazoa, Echinodermata, Crinoidea, Comatulida, Comatulidae. The transcript has 5 exons. Gene Ontology annotation, biological process: respiratory electron transport chain. The record is from RefSeq and is a predicted model, not a curated record. The coding region runs from base 93 to 440 and encodes 115 amino acids.